AUGGCAACCGGUGGGCUGACACAGACAGUGGAAAACCGAAUUUACCUUUUCCGGUUGCAAAUACUCAUUAUAGAUGGAGGCCUCCUGGUUUUGAGAAACAUACUAGACCAGUCCCUGACUGCAAAAGGCAUAACUCUAAGUGUAUGUUUGAAUCACGAAAAGGCGACAAUCACACGUUUGAAAAGCCGUGGCGUUAUAACACAGGUACAAUAUGAUCAGUUGUUUCCAACAGUCGGCCAAGUUCCAACUACGUCGACUAUGGACAUAACGCUGAUGAUUUGUCUUCUUAGAUACCUGAAGAUUUUUGGAUUGAAUAAGAACUUUGACUGGAAGGCAACACCUUUAUCAACCGAUGUAACAGUUGAGGCAGAUAUAUGUCGGUUAAAAGCUUUCCGUAAUAUGGAGACUUUACUUGAAUCACUUUUAAGUGACGGAUUAUUACAAGUUGAUAAGGUUGUUAACCAUAUAUCAAAAACAACUUUUAUUCAGCCAAAUGACUUUGUAACUUGGUGGAAUGACAUAGAGCAGAUACUUGUUCGACGAAGUUCUUCAGCUCUGAAAAUUCAGCAAACCAUUAACGAUUUCAAAAUCUGCUCUCUCGACCCAGAGGAAGAGAAAAGGGUACAAGAAGAAAUAAAAAAGUGGAAGGACUAUGAAGCCGAUGUUGAUCAAUUGAAAGAAGACAUGACAUAUGUAAAAGAAAGAGUAACUAAAGUGGAGAAAAACCAAGAGGAGAUAAAACGACAACUUGGUGAAGGUAAAUUGGAGGAAGACAUGACAUAUGUAAAAGAAAGAGUAACUAAAGUGGAGAAAAACCAAGAGGAGAUAAAACGACAACUUGGUGAAGGUAAAUUGGAGGAAGACAUGACAUAUGUAAAAGAACGGGUUACUAAAGUGGAGAAAACCCAAGAAGAGAUAAAACGACAACUUGAUGAAGGUCUGUUAUUUGAUGCUUUUUGUGUCUAUAUCAGAAUUAAAAUUGAUUAACACCGUUAAAAUGUGUUGACGAUAAUGCUUAGAGGAACAAAGAAAACAUGUUUCAUUUAAUUACAGACUUGUGUAGUGAAACGAAAUAUCAUACUGUUCAAAACAGAGCGAUGCAAAAUUAUGCCCAUGAAUUAAGAAGGAAAAUAUCA
Messenger RNA from Ruditapes philippinarum (Manila clam), 1136 nucleotides. RefSeq lists its product as uncharacterized. Bases 1 to 987 code for a protein of 328 amino acids. The record is from RefSeq and is a predicted model, not a curated record. Lineage: Eukaryota; Metazoa; Mollusca; Bivalvia; Venerida; Veneridae. The transcript is spliced from 4 exons.